Camellia sinensis is the source of this 2734-nucleotide messenger RNA. Its product is annotated as subtilisin-like protease SBT1.7. NCBI's taxonomy places the organism in Eukaryota, Viridiplantae, Streptophyta, Magnoliopsida, Ericales, Theaceae. The record is from RefSeq and is a predicted model, not a curated record. Gene Ontology annotation, molecular function: serine-type endopeptidase activity. Gene Ontology annotation, biological process: proteolysis.
GUCACUUCAGUGGCUCCUAUUCAUUUCGCAAUCUUGACAGACAGGACGCCUAAUGCGGACUGUAUUGCCCAUGCUACUGACCUCACUAACGACUACUUAAAUCAGAAUUCAUAGAGAUGAACUAGCAAAGAACCAAGAAAAUCUGUGAGAUACAGCCCUAUGUGAAAUUUAGAGGUCCUGAAUAUAUUCUAGCGGUUGAGCGGAGACACAGCUAGUGUAAACAUGAAUUUUUUGAGGUUCAUCCCACUGUUAAUACUGACACUUCUUAUUACAAUUACCCAUCAUGCAUGUGUGGUUGCAGAAAAGAACCACCUCGAAGUAAAGAAGACUUACAUCGUUCACAUGGACAAGUCAUCUAUGCCAUUGAGUUUCAUUGAUCACUUCCAAUGGUAUGGCUCGUCUUUAAAAUCAGUCUCGGCUUCUGCGGACAUGCUUUAUGCCUACAACGACAUAAUCCACGGCUUCUCUGCGAGGCUAACAGCUGAGGAAGCCAAGUCACUUGAAGGCCAAACUGGGAUUCUUUCUGUCCUAGAAGAAGUGAAAUAUGAGCUUCAUACAACUCGUACACCACAGUUCCUUGGACUCGGUACAAGUGAAGCACUCCUCCCAGAUUCUAGUGCAGUGAGCGACGUAGUUGUUGGGGUGUUAGACACAGGUGUGUGGCCCGAGAUAAAAAGCUUCGAUGAUGCCGGACUCAGCCCGGUGCCUAGAAGCUGGAAAGGGGUGUGUGAGGUAGGCAACAACUUCAACUCAUCAAGUUGUAACCGGAAACUAAUUGGUGCAAGGUCCUUUUCAAAAGCGUAUGAAGCAAUUUUCGGACCAAUUGAUGAGAAAAUGGAGUCCAAGUCACCAAGGGACGAUAAUGGCCAUGGAACACACACGUCAACUACUGCAGCUGGGUCAGCUGUUGCUGACGCUAGCCUCUUCGGCUAUGCUGCAGGGGCAGCAAGAGGGAUGGCUAGUCAUGCCAGAGUAGCCAUAUACAAAGUAUGUUGGCUUGGAGGCUGUUUUGGCAGUGACAUAGUAGCUGCAAUGGAAAAGGCCGCUCAAGAUGGUGUCAAUGUUCUCUCACUAUCAAUUGGCGGCGCACUUUCUGAUUUCUAUAGAGAUAGUGUAGCUAUUGGAGCAUUCGGGGUAAUGUCAAAGGGAAUUUUCAUAUCAUGCUCGGCCGGAAAUAGCGGUCCUCGUUCCAUGACCGUGUCAAACGUUGCACCAUGGAUAACCACCGUAGGUGCUGGAACUCUAGACCGUGACUUCCCGGCAUAUGUUAAACUUGGUAAUGGAAUGAAUUUAUCUGGCGUUUCAAUUUAUAGUGGAAAGCCAUUAUCUGAUUCCCUCGUGCCACUUGUGUACGCUGGUAAUGCAAGUAACUACUCAAAUGGUAAUCUAUGCAUGACUGGCGGUUUGGUUCCCGCGAAAGUUGCUGGGAAAAUAGUGGUAUGUGAUCGAGGGUUCAAUGCUAGGGUGCAAAAGGGAGCGACAGUAAAAACUGCCGGUGGCGCAGGAAUGAUCUUAGCAAAUACUGAUAUCAAUGGGGAAGAACUAGUGGCCGAUGCACAUCUCGUAGCCACUGCAGCUGUGGGUCUGACAACAGGUGAAAUGAUAAAGAAUUAUAUAUUUUCCGAUUCUAAUCCAACAGCCACAAUUAUAUUCGGAGGCACCCAGUUGGGUGUCCAACCAUCACCAGUUGUGGCAGCGUUUAGUUCAAGAGGUCCAAACCCAAUCACGCCAGAAAUACUCAAACCGGAUUUGCUAGCACCGGGUGUCAAUAUCCUAGCUGGUUGGACCGGUGCAGUUGGACCGACAGAAAUGGAGGAAGACACCCGGCGGGUGAACUUCAACAUCAUUUCCGGUACAUCGAUGUCAUGUCCACAUGUGAGUGGGCUAGCGGCGCUACUCAAAGGAGCCCACCCAGAGUGGAGCCCGGCAGCUAUAAGGUCUGCGCUGAUGACCACAGCCUACACCACCUACAAGAAUGGGAAAACUAUACAAGAUGCUGCAACUAGACAACCAUCGACGCCAUUCGAUUAUGGUGCUGGCCACGUGAAGCCAGUAUCAGCCCUUGACCCAGGCCUCAUCUAUGAUGCCACAAUUGAUGAUUAUCUAGGCUUCCUUUGCGCCUUAAACUACACUUCAAAUCAAAUUAUGAUCAUCACAAAUCAAUAUUUUACCUGUGAGUUGGGAAAGAAAUACAGCUUGGGAGAUCUUAAUUACCCCUCAUUUGCUGUUCCAUUACAGACAGCCUCAGGCCCAGGUGGUGGUAGUAAUGCAGUGACCGUGGUUAAGUAUACCAGAACUUUGACUAAUGUUGACAUGCCGGCCACAUACAAGGUUUCAAUGUCUUCAGAGACACGGGCGGUGAAGAUGGUGGUUGAGCCGGCGUCGCUGACUUUCAGUAAACCUAAUGAGAAGCAGAGUUAUACAGUUACAUUCACUGCUAGUUCUAUGCCAUCAGGCAUUGUCAGCUUUGCUCGUCUGGAAUGGUCAGAUGGAAAACACAUUGUUGGAAGUCCAAUUGCUUUCAGCUGGACAUGAUUAUACUAAUAUUGAAGGGGUAUAGUAAUCAUGAACGGUAUGAAUAGUUUUUAUGCUUGUGAAUAAACUAGUUUAUGUAUAAACUAGCUGGUGUUUUACAUUUUGAUAUUCUUAUUUACGUUCUACCAACCGUGCAAACAAAGAUGAUCAUAUUUGUUAAAUAUAGAAACUAUAUAUUCUAUUUAUCAUACUUACCAUA